Messenger RNA from Priapulus caudatus, 1203 nucleotides. RefSeq names its product peripheral plasma membrane protein CASK-like. Gene Ontology annotation, biological process: regulation of neurotransmitter secretion. The record is from RefSeq and is a predicted model, not a curated record. NCBI's taxonomy places the organism in Eukaryota, Metazoa, Priapulida, Priapulimorpha, Priapulimorphida, Priapulidae. Gene Ontology annotation, cellular component: cell-cell junction; plasma membrane. Gene Ontology annotation, molecular function: signaling receptor binding.
AUGGCUUUCGCCCUCCUUCAGGCACAUGAUGUAGUAGCGCACGAGAUCUAUGGCGAGGAAGCCAUUCGUGUGACUCCGCCUCCGAUGUCGCCGUAUCUAAAUGGUAACGAGGAAGAGUACGAUGGCGCCACUGACGAACUAGAAGAGAUGGAGAGUGUGACACGCGUACGACUCGUGCAGUUCCAGAAGAACACCGAUGAGCCUAUGGGGAUCACUCUGAAGGUGAACGAGGAGGGGAAGUGCAUCGUGGCCCGGAUCUGCACGGGUGGAAUGAUACAUCGGCAAGCAACGCUGCACGUGGGUGACGAAAUCAGAGAGAUCAACGGAAUCAGUGUGGCCAACCAGUCAGCCGAACAACUCCAGAAGAUGCUGAGAGAGAGGGGGGGGACACUUGUCACGGGGAGGAUUAUACCACGCUACGCCACCUGUCGACAGAUCUUCGUGCGGACGCAGUUCGACUACGACCCGGCCGUCGACGACCUCAUACCGUGUCCACAGGCCGGCAUCGCGUUCACGCGCGGCGAGAUACUGCAGAUCAUCAGCAAGGACGAUCACAACUGGUGGCAGGUGCGAAAGUACGGGCACCCACAGGACUUAGCCGGGUUAAUUCCCUCGCCCGAGCUUCAAGAAUGGCGAACUGCGUGCCUUGCUAUGGAGAAAGCGAAACAGGAUCAGGCUGUCAACUGCUCGUGGUUCGGUAAGAAGAAGAAGCAGUAUCGGGAUAAGUACCUGGCUAAGCACAAUGCAGUAUUUGACCAGCUAGACCUGGUCACGUAUGAGGAGGUUGUACGAUUGCCUGCCUUCAUGAGAAAAACCCUAGUCCUGUUAGGGGCACAUGGAGUUGGAAGAAGGCAUAUAAAGAAUACAUUAAUAACAAAUCACCCAGAAAAAUAUGCAUAUCCCAUUCCACACACGACACGACCACCCCGAAAGGGAGAAGAGAAUGGCAAGAACUACUGGUUCGUAUCGCAUGACCAAAUGAUGAAGGAUAUUGCCUCUAAUGAGUACCUAGAGUACGGAACACACGAGGACGCCAUGUACGGCACGAAGCUGGAAACGAUUCGCAAGAUUCACCAAGAAGGUCGAAUUGCGAUAUUGGAUGUAGAGCCACAGGCGUUGAAGGUACUCAGGACUGCUGAGUUUGCACCAUUCGUUGUCUUCAUUGCUGCUCCUGCCUUAAAUAACCUGUCAGACAUCAGUGUG